This is a messenger RNA of Olea europaea var. sylvestris, 2968 nucleotides long. RefSeq names its product probable prefoldin subunit 3. Gene Ontology annotation, molecular function: tubulin binding. NCBI's taxonomy places the organism in Eukaryota, Viridiplantae, Streptophyta, Magnoliopsida, Lamiales, Oleaceae. The record is from RefSeq and is a predicted model, not a curated record. Gene Ontology annotation, biological process: tubulin complex assembly; microtubule-based process; protein folding. Gene Ontology annotation, cellular component: prefoldin complex; cytoplasm. The transcript has 7 exons. The coding region runs from base 2235 to 2798 and encodes 187 amino acids.
UCUUUACUAUAUCCCUUUGUGCAGUGUUUAUGAUAGAGAUUGUGAUGUGAUCAGUAAAUAUUUAAGUGGGUUUAGUUGAGAUUAUUUUUCGUUCAGUGAUUUAGGGCAGUCUAUUACUUAAUAUUUACUUAUUAAUGCGUUUCAUCUAUGUAGUGUUAUGUAAUGAAUUUUGAUUAAACCAUAGAAGUUACGACAUGAAUUAGAUUACACAGCAAUGUUGGGUUUUUGGAAGUUUUUUUAUCAUAUUAUUAUGCUCAGUAAGAAAAUAAUUCAUUUUUUAUUAAUCUUGUUAAUGCGUUUCAUCUUUGAAGUAUUUACUGAAAAACAAAAAAAAAAAACAAGGUCUUUGAAGUCUUUAGUUUAAGAAUAAUGUUUAUUGUACAUAAUGGUUUACAUACAAAUAAUGAGUCAAAAUGAGAGUGGAGAAGUUUAUUUUUCCAUUUUAUUUGGUUGAAAAAAUUCUGAUUUAAUUUUAUCUCACCACGUCAUGUGUAUGUAAACCAUUAUGAACGUGUAGCACAUCCAUUAGUUUAAAUACUCUUUUCCAAUUAUGUAAAGAAUAUAUUGGAUUUUGACUGAACUAUAGAAGUUACACAGAAUUAGGAUUAUACCACAAAGUAGGGUUCUUGAAGGUUUUUGCACAUUUCAUAAUGUUCAGUUGGGAAAAAUAAUUAUUUUUAGUGAAUUUGGCCUGUCACACUCUUUUGCAUUCUAAAUUUUGUACGUUUAAAGUUAUGAUAAUUCAGUUCAAGGUUUCUGAAAAUGUGGAUAUCAGUUGCACAAGGAAAAUGCUUCCUACGGAUAUGAAGAGAAAUUUGAGAGCAGGUUUAAAAUUCAUGAUUGAAAGGCUCUCCAAGAUGAAGUAAAAUUAUUUUUGCUUAAAUUUUGUUAGACUCACAAUGCAUUAGUUUAAUGCAUUAGGGUCAGGCAAAUCACUCGGAAUUCACGUGGCAACUGAAAUAAUGUGUUUUCCAAGUAUUUGGAGUAAUUGUUUAUGUUCUUGGUUUAUUAAUCAAAUUGGAAAUAAAUGUUUAGUAACAAAUUCUUUUAUAUGUCAUGUUUAUGAAAUUCUUGGAUCAAUGUACUUGAUCAUGAAAUUGAACUCAAAGUUAGGAUAGAUAGCCUCCAACUACUAUCAAGUUGUUAUCACAUUAGACAAUAGAGAAUGAAUGAGACCACCUUUCAAGUACAUAUGGCAAUCAAACUAAUGCCUUGCCUAUUACCCUUCUUAUUUUCCUGAGAUUUGGGGAUGCAUGUAUUGUUAACGUUGUAAUUGGCAAAAAUUUCCAUGUGCAUACUGAAUAGUUUUAUUGUAUAUCAUUUAACCAACAAGUACGUAUUACCAAUUUGUCAUACGUUCAAAUCCUACUUGAGAGAGAUUAUGUAAUAUUAAAAUCUUGCCUCAGGCGAGUCCAAAAUUAUGCAUUUAUCACGUGAUUUCUAAAUUUAGAAGGUCUACUAUGUUUUCUCUUCACUUAAUUUAUCCUCUAGUGAUUGGUGCGAGUCUACUUUUUGACACACAACUUAUUUGCACUCUUAUUUAUUUAAGAUAACUAAGUGUCUAUCUUAACAUUAAAAUCAAAUAAUUGAAGUGUUUGAUGUUUUAAUCUAAUACGAAAUUAACUAUUAUCCUCAUCCUUUCUGUUGAAUUCAUACUGUUUAGAGCUUGCAUUCUUCAUUUUGAUACAUUCUGGAUUGACCACUUUAUUGUUACUUUCAAACUCUGUUAAUCAUAUGGUUUGCCCUCGUGCCAUGUACUUUUUGAUUGAUGUAAGGUAGUGGUUUGCACUAAGAUAGUGAGUUCAAUAAGGCUUGAUGAUUAAACAAAUAUGUUAAGAUGACAAAUGAUGAUUAACAACACAUGUAAGUGAUUUAAUCUCCUUUUUACUUUUGUGAUCAACAAGAUAAAAUGUUCUAGGUUUUGAGAUAUCAUGCGACCUAAUAAACUAUUCUAACGAAGGAAGACUUUCCGUUGACAUUUGCUAGUUAUCAUGAACCACGUUCUUCAUUUGUUCGAUAAGAAUUUGACAUGGAUGGAGCAAAUAUUAUUCGUAAAAUUUAUAAGUUUUAUCAUGACAAGAAAGUAUAUAAGAUACCAAAUUAAAGUAUAUAAGAUACCAAAUUAAAGUCAUUCCAUACUUUUACUAUCAUUUUGGCCUUUUUUGCAUAAUCAUGCCUUUCGAAUCUUGUUGAGAAAAAUAUAUCUAAUGUCCAGAUAGUAUAAUCAGUUACAAAUGGCAUACACUUCUUCAUGCUACUGGUGCAUGGAGUCCUUGAAAUGUGUUCCCUACUAUGAUGCACUAUUGUUGUCGGCUGUAUGGAUGAAGUGGAGCAAACCAACUAUGAUGCUCGAACUCGAGUACGGGCUUCAGCAGUACAGGGUAGUAGAGAUGAAACUUCUUGCUCAGCAGAGGGACCUUCAGGCAAAGAUUCCUGACAUUGAGAAGUGCCUAGACGUGGUUGCAACUUUGCAAGCUAAGAAGGGUACUGGUGAGGCACUUACUGCCGAUUUUGAAGUGUCAGAAGGCAUAUAUUCCAGGGCUCACGUUGAAGAUACUGAUUCUGUGUGCCUAUGGCUUGGAGCAAAUGUUAUGCUGGAAUAUUCACGUGAAGAGGCAAUGGCCCUCCUUCAAAAAAAUUUAGAAAAUGCCAAAGCAAGUUUAGAAGUUCUUGUCGCCGAUCUACAAUUUUUGAGGGAUCAAGUGACAAUUACUCAGGUUACCAUUGCUCGUGUAUACAAUUGGGACGUACAUCAACGAAGACUCCAGCAAGCUGCCACUACUACCUCAGAAUCUUGAGAAACCAUUUACUUUUCUCUACACAGCUGGUGGGGCUCAGUUCCCAGUCGAGUAUAGCCUAAUCUCUUUCAUCUCAUUUUGCUAUUUCCUUAAUUUAGAAAGAUAAUUAUUGCUCUUUUUCUCUUCUUGUCUGAGCUUCUGGUGCUGAAUUUUGGUUUUUUUUUUUUUUU